CCUGUGCACGCCCGCUAAAGCUUUAUUAUCCUUUACUUCGCUUUGCUUUCAUCAGAACCUUCCAGUUCCGUUCUGCCUCUUUUCUAAGCGGUCCCCGAUCUCCAAGCUGGCCCCACUUUCACCCCUUCUGUCUCAUUUUUCUGCCCCAGCAUUUUCAUUCCAACAGUGCUUGCUGAUUUGCAGCGAUGCCAGCAAGGAAUUGUUAGAACCAUAUAUUGAGCCAGAGAGCAUCUGAGUGUUGGGGGAGAAGGGUUCUUUCAUCCUGGAUAUUGUGAUCUUCCAGCUUCAGGAUUUCUGAGCAGGCCCUCUCCUCAAGGGGGGGAGUCAGGAGCAGACUUCAGCCAUGGAGGUGGGCAAGAUGACUGUGAGCAUCAAUAAGGCCAUUAAUACACAGGAAGUAGCUGUCAAGGAGAAACAUGCCAGAACAUGCAUCCUGGGAACUCACCAUGAGAAAGGAGCUCAGACCUUCUGGUGCGUUGUCAAUCGGCUGCCCCUCUCCAGCAAUGCUGUACUCUGUUGGAAAUUCUGCCACGUGUUCCACAAGCUCCUCCGCGAUGGACACCCAAAUGUCCUAAAAGACUCUCUGAGGUACAAGAAUGAGCUGAUUGACAUGAGCAGGAUGUGGGGUCAUCUGAGUGAGGGCUAUGGACAGCUAUGCAGCAUCUACCUCAAACUGCUGAGAACAAAAAUGGAAUUCCAUAUAAAAAACCCUAGGUUCCCUGGCAAUCUCCAGAUGUCUGACCGGCAGCUCGACGAGGCGGGAGAAAAAGAUGUCAAUAACUUUUUCCAGUUGACAGUGGAGAUGUUUGAUUAUUUGGAGUGUGAGCUGAACCUGUUCCAGACAGUAUUCAACUCCUUGGACAUGUCUCGCUCUGUGUCUGUCACUGCGGCUGGUCAGUGCCGCUUGGCCCCACUGAUACAGGUCAUAUUAGACUGCAGUCAUCUCUAUGACUACACUGUCAAGCUUCUCUUCAAGCUACACUCCUGUCUCCCAGCUGAUACACUACAAGGACACAGGGACCGUUUCCUAGAACAGUUCAGAAAGCUCAAAGAUUUGUUCUAUCGCUCCAGCAACUUGCAGUACUUUAAACGGCUGAUCCAGAUUCCACAGCUUCCAGAGAAUCCUCCCAACUUCCUACGGGCCUCAGCCCUGUCAGAACAUAUCAGCCCUGUGGUGGUCAUCCCAGCAGAGACUUCGUCACCGGAUAGUGAGCCCAUCACUGAUCUGGUGGAAAUGGACACAGCUUCACAACAGAGUCUGUUCGACAAUAAGUUCGAUGACAUCUUUGGCAGUUCGUUUGGUAAUGAUCCUUUCAACUUCAACAGUCAGAAUGGGAUGAACAAGGAUGACAAGGACCGGUUAAUUGAGCAGCUUUAUCGGGAGAUCAGUGGCCUCAAGGAGGAGCUGGAAAACUUUAAAGCAGAGAGCCAUCGCCUGGUGGUACAACUGCGGGGGCGGAUCAGUGAACUGGAGGCAGAGCUGGCAGAGCAGCAGCACCUCAAGCGACAGGCUUUGGAUGAAAGUGACUUCCUUCACACCGAGCUGGAUGAGUUGAAAAAGCAGCGGGAGGACACAGAGAAAGCACAGAAGAGCCUGACCGAGAUUGAGAGGAAGGCACAAGCUAAUGAGCAGCGGUACACCAAGCUGAAGGAGAAGUACAGCGAGUUGGUCCAGAACCAUGCCGACCUGCUACGCAAGAAUGCAGAGGUCACCAAACAGGUAACAGUAGCAAGACAAGCCCAAGGCGACAUGGAGCAGGAAAAGAAAGAAUUAGAGGACUCCUUCCAGCGCAUGAGCGAGCAGAUGCAGAGGAAGUCUCAGGAACAAACAGAAGUCUUGGAAGCCUUGAAGAGAGAGCUUGCAGCCAGCAAGCAGGAGCUGCAGAGCCUCCAAAGCACAUUGGAAUCCAGUACACAGUCAAGAGGAGAGCAGAGCACCAGGAUAGCAAGCUUAGAGCAGGAGAAGGACAGCUGGACUCAGGCAAUGGCACAGCAUAACCAGGAGGUGGCAAACUUGCAAGCAGAACUGCAACACCUAAAGAGCAUGCUAGACAGCGAGCAGGAGAGCAGCACGAAGACUCUGGAGGCACUACAGGCCCAACUUGGAAAGAAGGAGAGCUGUGAGCAGGCCCUCCAACACCAGCUUCUGGACCAGCAGUUUUUCCUACUGCAAUGCACUGUGCAGGAGGCAGAGCAGAUGGUGCAGGACUCCCUGAACCAACUCAGUGACCCCGCUCACAUCAGCUGCGUGAGCUCCACAGAUUAUCUCCUGUCCCGAACACUGGCUGCCUCUGACUGUAUAGAGCGGCUUCAGAACACACAUGGCAAAUACCUAUCCAGCUGCACAGAUGUGAGCAGCCUGCUGCCGUGUGUGGCCAUGUUUGCCCACCUGAUCAGCGACACCAUCUUGCAGGGCAGUGCUACUGCCCACAUGGCUCCUUUGGAGCCUGCUGACCUUCUGUUGGAGGCCUGCAAACAAUGUGGGAAUGAGGCUCUUCAUUACCUCAGUGCCCUAAAAGACAAAGCAUCCCUGGAAAAUGCUGACUGCACACCUGUGAGAAACUGCCUGAGCAGAAUCAGUGCCAUUGGGGAGGAGCUGCAACCCAAAGGCCUGGAUGUAGAGCAGGAGGAGCUGGGGGACUUGGUGGACAAGGAGAUGGCAGCUACUUCAGCAGCCAUAGAAAUAGCCACUGCCAGAAUAGAGGAUAUGCUCAGCAAGUCACGGGCUGGAGACACCGGAGUCAAACUGGAGGUCAAUGAGAGGAUCCUGGGCUCCUGCACAGGCCUGAUGCAGGCUAUCCAGGUGCUAGUCCUGGCUUCUAAGGACCUCCAAAGAGAGAUUGUGGAGAGUGGACGGGGUGCAGCAUCCCCCAGAGAGUUCUAUGCCAAGAAUUCCCGCUGGACAGAGGGUCUCAUUUCUGCCUCCAAAGCUGUGGGCUGGGGAGCAACCAUCAUGGUUGAUGCAGCUGACCUUGUGGUGCAGGGGAAAGGGAAGUUUGAGGAGCUGAUGGUGUGUUCUCAUGAGAUCGCAGCCAGCACUGCGCAGCUGGUGGCUGCCUCCAAGGUGAAAGCAGAUAAGGACAGCGCAAACCUCUCCAAGCUCCAGCAGGCUUCACGAGGUGUUAACCAGGCCACAGCUGGGGUGGUGGCUUCCACCAAGUCUGGAAAGUUACAGAUUGAGGAGAAAGACAGUAUGGACUUCUCCAGCAUGACACUAACUCAGAUCAAGCGCCAAGAAAUGGACUCUCAGGUCCGAGUUUUGGAGCUGGAAAAUCAGUUGCAGAAAGAACGCCAGAAGCUGGGGGAGCUGCGCAAGAAGCAUUAUGAGCUAGCAGGUGUGGCAGAGGGCUGGGAUGAGGAUGACUCUCUGGACUGUUUCUCCUCAGCGACAUCUGGGCUGAGCCCUGCCUGGUGCCCUGGCAGCAAAAGCUUCACUCUGCAUACAACUGCUAGGGUGCUGCUCUGACCUCUCCGUGCUUCCCCAGCCCUGCCAGUGCACGUGUUUAACUGGUGGCAAGCAAAUGCCCUGCCAGAGGUCCAUCCUGGUCUGAACAUUUGGAGAUGUAGCAAAGCCUCAAAUGAGUUCUCUUGCUAGCAUUACUGGGCAGGCUCUGGGCAUGGUGCUGGGCAUUUGUGCCUCCCCCCACUGUGUUUCCCCUCUUGCUUGCUCUGGAGCAGCUGUAUCUGUGGGGCAGGCUCUGCUAGGGUUGGGCUGUGCCUUUGCAGUCAUCCCAGGGGUGGAGUGGAACCAGUGCCUUUGCUGCUGGAAGAGGCCUGACUGGUGUACUGCAGGCCUGCUCUCCCUUAAGGUCCUACCACGCUAGGAAUAGCCAUCCCUGGAGCAGCUGACCCCAUCUGAGCCCCAGCACAUAGCUAGGGGGAACUUGCCUCCUUGAAGGCUGGUGCUUAGAGAGCCUCUGGGGUGUCUGUUUUGUUUGCUGUUGACUGCAGUGGAUAGUUCACUGUCCAGCCUCUUCCACAGACUCCUUCUACAGAGAUAACAUCUUUACAGUCAUUGAGACCCGUGAUGACUGCAAGUGGGGACUUGGCCUGAUAGCAAAGGAGAGGAUUUAAUGCAUUAUCAGCCUGUUAUCUCAAACUCACCCUCUCUUGAGGAGCAAUUCUGUUCCCCAGCUCCAAGCAAAGGAGCAGUGGCCAGUAGGCUCCCAGGCCUUGUUCCCCAUCCUUGUGGCAUUUAGAGUCCUUGAUCACUGUGUUAGUGCCAGCAAUAAACCAUUGUAAAAGGUGCUUGGCCUCUGGCACAGGGAAGUGUCUGCCUCUGGCUUCCUGCUGCUCCAACACAAGCCUUAGCCCACUGGGAGUGUGCUGCAGCUGGACCAGCCCCUGCCUCCUAGGGAUGGGUAUACCUGCCCCACCAGCUCAGCACACCUCAUAGGCUGGCUAGAAAGUGGAGCUGUGGCACUGUGUCCAGCCAGGCUGUAAUCAAACACCCUAAGAUAGUUCACCAGUCAGAUCAGAAUCAGUAGUGAGCACUUGUACAGAUGGGAGGAGCCUUGAACAGCAACUAGAUUUUGCCCACCUCACCCUCUGCUUUGCCCCAGUGCAGCCAUUGGUUAGUGCUGAGCAGAAGCCUCCCCUGCCC
Gavialis gangeticus (Gharial) is the source of this 4603-nucleotide messenger RNA. It is a transcript of the gene HIP1, whose product is annotated as huntingtin interacting protein 1. The transcript is spliced from 31 exons. The record is from RefSeq and is a predicted model, not a curated record. The coding region runs from base 344 to 3466 and encodes 1040 amino acids. Gene Ontology annotation, cellular component: actin cortical patch; clathrin-coated vesicle; extrinsic component of postsynaptic membrane. Gene Ontology annotation, molecular function: clathrin light chain binding; clathrin-cargo adaptor activity; phosphatidylinositol-3,4-bisphosphate binding. NCBI's taxonomy places the organism in Eukaryota, Metazoa, Chordata, Crocodylia, Gavialidae. Gene Ontology annotation, biological process: endocytosis; actin filament organization; clathrin coat assembly.